CACACUUUCAGAAGCACUGUUAAGAGUUGAGUGAAUCGUGUGAAGACCAGAAGAGUGACCUGAGGAGAAGAAAGAGAAAAUUGGUGUUCAGACACUGAACUGACCUCCUUGGUGCUUUCCUCUGUCCCCCUUUCUCUAUCCCUUCUGUAUCACAGCAGAGAAAUGGCUAUUCCCACCAUGUCCCACUCCAGCAGCAGUAUUCUUGAGGUUACGGAGGCCUCAGCACUAGUCUACCUGGCUGAGGAAGUAUUGCGUUCCAGCACAGAGAAGGACAAUACACCCUUGAUACGUACAGAGACCGGGAGUCUAACACAGCACAUAGCCACAGGGCAGACUGGCAUAACAACUGUCUUUACCCAGGCAGCCUGUGAGCAUGCGUUCAGCCCAUCUGUUGCAGAACAUGGCUUAUUUCAACCUCAGCUCAGUAAAAGGCCUGAGCACUCAUCAUGGACACAAGGAGUAACAGCAGCCCGACACUUCCCACAGCACAGGACCCAUUUGUGGGCGUGUCAUCAGGCCAGUCAUGAAAUAGGUCUCUGCCUCCAUGGGCCAGAGUUGUGCUGCUGCUCUGAUUUGACUAAUGUAAGAUCAGGAUGUGCCGAGCUCAAUUCUGACCCUGAAUCCAUGUACAUUUAUGCUGAGAGCAUCCAGGGCUGUGACACGUCUUGCUCUGAUAUGCCAAAAGUCUGUGACUCCCUUCAUCUCAGCACAGAGCUUGCAAAACUCUCUCAAGAAGUAGCAUACGAUGCGACAUCUUUUUGGAAUAAAGCUUUUGAAACAAAGAGGAGGUCUCGCUCGCUUGACACUGACUCUGAAAUGGUAUAUAUGAAUACUGGGGAAAAGUCAAACUUUGACUCUGCAGAUUACAGUAUAGAAGCUGUUCAUGGAUCAGAUUUUUCCUAUGACAGUGAAUCUGUCAGAGGUAACUAUGACUCAGCUUCUACCUGCACAGACUCAGGGUGGAGCUUUGACUCGCAUGGUGCGGAAGCAAACACAGACUCUCUCUACAGCCCCACUGAGGUACAGCCAGGUUCUCGCUCAUCCAUGUCGAGCUCCAGCUCUAACUCCUCUCACUACACUGCUGACCGUGGCCCAGACUCCCCAUUUUGCACGGUGGAACGUCACAUCAGCUCUGACUCUGAAGACUGUUUUGGAGCAGGCCGCUUUGACUCAUUUGGCAGUCAUUUGGAGGAAGCUUCUUAUGACCUGUACAAUGCUUUACCUCAGAGCCGUGGCAUGCUCUCAUAUGGUGGAAAAGACCUGGGACAUGACUUGGAUUCAGACUCUCCUGGAUUUAAGGAUUGCACUGAGUUACCUUUGAGUGAGCUGCGGGGUGUCGUGACUCACACAACUCGCUGCCACUUCUCAGUGUUCUUCCGUGAGAUGGUAAAAAAUGUGGAGCAGGAAAGAGAUCUGGGCAAAGUAAAUGUCAGUGAGGGCUUUCUAUUCCACCCACAAAAGUUUUUACAGGCAAAGAAUUCAGAAUAUCGGGAAGGUCGGGAAUAUUCCUUGCUACGGCACCUACAGAAUGGAUCAUAUGGGGAUGUGUUUAGUGUCCGGGACAAACAAACUGGGUUUACAUGUGCUGCCAAAAGGAUUCCCCUGUGCAGUUUUAGCUGGGAGGAGGUGGCCAUCUGGAGCCAGCUCGACUCCCCACGCGUCCUACAGCUAUUUGGGGCAGUGAGAGAGGGGUUCAAUGUGGUACUCUUCAUGGACCUGAAAGCAGGUUCAUUAGCCCAGUUGCUAAAAGAAAAAGGUAGUCUACCUGAAGAUUUGGCUCUUCACUAUUACUGUCAGGUGUUGCAAGCUCUGGAGCACAUGCACAGCAGACAAGUCAUACAUCUGGAUGUCAAAGUGGAUAAUGUCUUGCUGUCCAAGGAUGGGAGGGAGUGUUUUCUGUGUGACUUUGGAUUGUCCGAGGUGCUCGACCAGACGGGUUGUAGCACCAAGACUCUCCGAGGCCAGGGUCUCCGUGGCACAGAGAGCCAUGUGUCGCCAGAGGUGGCACGUGGGGACCCUCACUCUGACAGGGCCGAUGUCUGGAGCAGCUGCUGCAUGCUACUGCACAUGCUUACUGGCCACCAGCCCUGGACACGCUAUUAUGCACACCCACUUUGCUUGAAAAUUGUCAGCGAGCCUGCUCCCCUGUGGGAAAUCCCUCCUGGCUGUAACCCAUUGACCUUUGAGGUCAUCAGAGGGGGACUAGUGAAGGAGCCAGUAAAACGAGACUCAGCCAGGGAGCUGCUCGUAAAAGCCACCAGAGCCCUCCGCACAGUGGGUGGGUUCUGUGAUCCAUUAUUAUCAUCCACACAGGCUCUGCGCUUCUUGUCCAACAUACCCGAGCAUCAGUCCUGGCCAUCAUCAAGCUUGGUGCAGGUCCCUGGUCUCAUUACAAUAACAACCCAGGAAACCCUAUGCCCUGUUCCCGCAAUAUCAAGCCCUGCUUCCAUGGAUGAGGAGCAGCUCUCAGCUCCCAGAAUUCAGUGGGUUAGCCCAUGGAGAGAAAGGGCAGGGGAGGAGGAUGAAAGAGACUUGGAAGCACAGGAUUCGGAUGAGGAGAGUAAGAGCGACAGUGAGGGGUGGAGAGGUAAGAUGGAGCAACACAAGAUGAGAGACUGGAUGGAGAUGUACGGGGGAAAUGGGGAAGACCUGGCAGAAAUUCUAAAUGAACAGCAAACAGGAGACCCAGUGGAUGAGGCAGAGCAAGUGGGUGAUUAUGAGGAUAGUUGGGUGGCAGAGGAGAGAGAAGCUCUGAAGAAGACUUCCAGUGCUGGGGAAGGAGAGGAAUGGGAGCCAUUUCUCAGAACACAGAUCCUCUAUGGCACUAAACAACAACGUAAUGCAGCUCCUAACAGCAAGGAUGAAUACUCUGACACAAAGGAAGAGUCCAUUACAUCAGCCCAAAGAAGUAGAAAGCGCUACCUUCCUGAGCCAAACUCAAAAUUUACUUUUACCUGUCACCGCAGCAUCUGUGCCUCUGAACCAGAGCUUACUGACAAGGAUUCUGAUUGUUCAGAUGACUGGAGCUCUGGGGUGUUCUCCUCCUGCAGUAGCCUCACAUCUGAGCAAAGCUUCAAUGUGGACUGGUCAGUCUCCACCAAUCAGCCACCUUCUUGCUGCUUUGAAGGUCUAGGUGUGGAUAUUUGGGUUGAGGAUGUGAGCGGGGAGACUCUUAAGAUCAGGGAGAAGCUGAAAGUGAAACUUGGACAUGUUGCUGUGGGGAUUAGUGCACAGAUCUCCAUGAGGACCUUCAGCCUUGCCACCCUUGACGGGAAGCUGGUAUCCCCAGAUGCAGAGGUUUUGGAGUCGGGCAUGUGGCUACAGUGUGUCCCUGCUCCAGAUGGCUGCCCUACUUGGGACUGGAGGGUCAGAGAUGGCAAAAUAGAGAUGCAAGAGUAUGAUGGACUGCAGUCAGAUACAUGCUCCACACUGGCAGCCUAAGGACAAUAUUACACUGAUGCAACAUUCCUCUCUGUCUUCCAACAUUCCAUUUAUGCUCUCAUUCUUUGAAACUUAAAAGUUAAAUAAUGCCAUGUCUACACUUUGAAAUGUGUGCUGAAUUAGUCAAACAUCUCAGCUUUAAAACCAUCUAAAGAAGCAGCUGUACAUCUGGACACUUUAAUAUAUUCAGCCCAGUUUAUAUGAGGUGGUAGAUUUAUGACAGCUGUAGAUACCAUGAAUACCACUUUCUGAACCCUGUGCUUUGUAUCCUUAUGUUCAAUAUGAAACAAAACCUUGUUUUUCAGUACUUAUAAGUUUUAGUGGAGUAUCCCAAAGUAGUUUGGUACGCUUACUUUUAAACUAGCUAGCUAGAUUGUUUCUAAGAGAGGGUUGGUUUGGAGUGAAUUACUCAACAUCCUGAACGGUUUCAUCAUUUAAAAAAUGAAUUUGCAGUUUGAAAAUGGUACCAUCCGCCCCUAUAAAAUGAUGCAGCUAGCUAUAUGCGUGACACGGGUAUGCAUGUACAUCUCAUUAUGAUUGAUUAUGAUUACUAUUAUGAUCAUUAUUAUUGGUCCAGAUAAUGUAAAUUAAGACUCGUGUGUAUUACUGUGACAAUAAAUAGGAAGGGAUCCCUUCCGCCUUUCUUAAGCAA
Messenger RNA from Electrophorus electricus (electric eel), 4093 nucleotides. RefSeq names its product mitogen-activated protein kinase kinase kinase 14b (gene map3k14b). The record is from RefSeq and is a predicted model, not a curated record. NCBI's taxonomy places the organism in Eukaryota, Metazoa, Chordata, Actinopteri, Gymnotiformes, Gymnotidae. Gene Ontology annotation, molecular function: ATP binding; protein kinase activity. Gene Ontology annotation, biological process: protein phosphorylation; canonical NF-kappaB signal transduction.